Messenger RNA from Dendrobium catenatum, 2435 nucleotides. RefSeq names its product ABC transporter G family member 3. Gene Ontology annotation, cellular component: membrane. Gene Ontology annotation, molecular function: ABC-type transporter activity; ATP binding; ATP hydrolysis activity. The transcript has 12 exons. Bases 391 to 2352 code for a protein of 653 amino acids. The record is from RefSeq and is a predicted model, not a curated record. Lineage: Eukaryota; Viridiplantae; Streptophyta; Magnoliopsida; Asparagales; Orchidaceae.
UUUUCUCUCUCUUCCGCUUUGCAGUUGAAAUUUGCUUUCUGUGUCCGCUGGACUCGAGGGAAGUGUCUGCCUGUCUCGUUUUUACCGCGCGGGCAUUUUACUUCCGCCGCUUUGGUCUUUUACAGCUUUGGUUGAAGGAAAGGAGGCAUUUUUGGUGCCAUGGGAGUUCCUUUCUCCCAACUCUUUCGAGAUGAUUUGAGGUUUUGAGAGAGGAUGGUUGGAGGCAGAUAUGGCGGUAAAGGAUUGCUAUCUUUGGGAACUUCUUAAUCACAAUAGAUCUGUGUUUACAAAAGUUGUCUCACUGCAGAAGAUGUAGUUUUGUAUACAAGUUUGUAGUCAUGGCUGUUUAUAGUGUCUUAAUUUGGAAAUAGAGGAAGUAAAAUAGUAGCAAUGGAAGAAAUACAGUCCUACUCUGAUAACUAUAGAUCUUCCUCUUCUUCAGCAAGCAGUCCGAUAAACAAAGCACCUUCAGGGACCUUUUUCUAUUUGAGGAAACCAGGUGCUCUAAGAAAGCCAAUUUCCUUUGAGGACUCGCCUGAGUGGGAUGAUGUGGAGAUUGAUCCCCACAUUGAGGGGGAAGACUCCAUCCAUGUUGCAACCACUACAGCCUCUCCAACCCUUUCGAAGGUUAACAGUGUGUCAUUGCCAUCUCCAUCAGCACUGGAGGCUUCUUCAUCAGUUGUUGAAAGAAAGAUUGCUGGGGCAUCACUUGUUUGGAAGGAUCUUUGUGUUACCAUAAAGGAAAAGAGGAAGUAUUCUGACAAGGUGAUCAAGAGUUCAAAUGGUUAUGCUUUCCCAGGGACGCUUACGGUUAUUAUGGGACCUGCCAGAUCUGGAAAGUCAACACUGCUAAGGGCGAUCGCAGGUAGAUUACGUCCUCCAGCAAGGCUGUAUGGUGAAGUUUUUGCGAAUGGGGUGAAAUCUCCAAUGCCUUAUGGUUCUUAUGGGUAUGUUGAUCGGAAAGAUGUGUUGAUAGAAUCUCUCACUGUCAGUGAGUUUUUAUACUAUUCUGCCCUUCUACAACUUCCUGGUUCCUUAUCUCAGAAAAAGGUUCUAGUAGAAGAUGCAAUAUCAGCAAUGUCUCUAGGGGAUUAUGCAGAUAAACUCAUUGGUGGUCACUGUUUUAUGAAGCAUCUUCCUUGUGGUGAGAGGAGGCGUGUCAGUAUUGCUAGGGAGCUUGUAACAAGGCCCCACGUUUUAUUCAUUGAUGAACCACUUUAUCAUCUGGAUAGUGUAUCUGCGCUACUUUUGAUGGUCACACUGAAGAAACUUGCCAGCACAGGAUGUACUCUCAUUUUUACAAUGUACCAAAGCAGCACAGAAGUUUUUGGUCUCUUUGACAGAAUAUGCUUACUUUCCAAUGGGAAUACAUUAUUUUUUGGAGAAACAUUGGCUUGUUUGCAGCAUUUCUCCAAUGCUGGAUUUCCUUGUCCAAUCAUGCAAAGCCCUUCGGAUCACUUUCUGCGUGCAAUUAAUACGGAUUUUGACAGGAUCAUUGCCAUGUGUAAAAAUUUGCAGGAUGACAAUGGGGAUUUCUCAUCCGUUAACAUGGAUACAGCUGUUGCAAUUCGAACACUUGAAGCAACAUAUAAAUCUUCAGCGGAUUCUACUGCUGUUGAAUCCAUGAUACUGAGACUUACAGAGAAGGAAGGCCCUCGUCUGAAAAGUAAGGGAAGGCCAAGUGAUGUGAUACGAAUUGCCGUGUUAAUGUGGAGGUCUUUAUUAACUAUGUCCAGAGAGUGGAAGUAUUUCUGGAUUCGGCUUCUACUGUACAUUUUGCUCACACUUUCAAUUGGUACAGUGUUUUCCAACAUUGGUCACUCACUGUCAUCUGUAAUGGUCAGGGUCUCGGCAAUAUUUGUCUUUGUUUCAUUCAUUUCACUACUAAGUAUUGCUGGACUGCCAACCCAUAUAAAUGAAAUCAAGAUAUUCACACAUGAGCAGUCAAAUCAACAUUCUGGUGCGAUGGUUUUCCUGCUUGGGCACUUCCUUGCCAGCAUUCCUUUCAUUUUCCUCAUCUCGAUUUCCUCCACUUUAGUCUUCUAUUUUUUGGGCGGGCUCCGGAAUGAGUUCAAUCUGUUGGUGUACUUUGUCCUCAACAUCUUCAUGUGCCUCUUGGCAAAUGAAGGGUUAAUAAUGGUUGUUGCCUGCAUCUGGUUUGAGGUUUUUUCAUGCCUCUUAACCUUGGUGUUUCUUCAUGUUUUAAUGAUGUUAGUUGCUGGUUAUUUCAGGAUCAGAAAUGAUCUUCCAGAGCCAAUUUGGAAGUACCCAUUAUCUUAUGUUGCUUUUCACACUUACUCUGUUCAGGGCUGGGCUCGAUCCCUUGGAGUGGUUGGACACUUGCUGAAUUGAAUUAGAUCCAUAAUACCUCAUUUUCUUGCAUGCAACACAUGAACUCCUAGAAAGAGGUGGAGACCUUCAAAAGAAGGGCCGCU